Aspergillus nidulans FGSC A4 is the source of this 428-nucleotide messenger RNA. RefSeq lists its product as uncharacterized. The coding region runs from base 33 to 188 and encodes 51 amino acids. The transcript is spliced from 3 exons. The record is from RefSeq and is a predicted model, not a curated record. NCBI's taxonomy places the organism in Eukaryota, Fungi, Ascomycota, Eurotiomycetes, Eurotiales, Aspergillaceae. Gene Ontology annotation, cellular component: respiratory chain complex I; mitochondrial inner membrane.
CUCAGUCAUUGACCCUCGCAUAUUGAACAGAUAUGGCGGCGAAUCACCCAAUCCAUAUCCAUCCUGCUCGACCUUUUUACCGCUUCGCGGCGACUGCCCUGGGCGCGAGCAUGUGGUUUUUCCUGAUGUAUCGGGCUAAGAAGGACGGGCCUGCUUUGCUUGGUUGGAAGCACCCGUGGGAUCAUUGAGCGCUUGGUACCAACAUUGAUUGCACCGCCGAUUAUCACAAUACCACAGACGUUAGGUAAUAGAAUGGACAUGUAUCAAUAGCUUGUCUUAUCUUCUAUGUGAAAACAGCGGGUAUAAUACAGCGGAACCAGGGUCUAUCUACUCAUAUCCUCAAGCAGCGUUUUAUAUUGACGGCGCUGUUUUUGAUGGCCUGGCCGCAUAAGUACCUGUAAGCGUCCGAUAAUACGAGCAAGUUGAGG